UUAGUAGUGUUCAUAUUUGCUAGAAUCUUGUAAUAAACAUCCUUUUUCUAAUUUGUUUAUUAUUAAUUAGGUCUAAUACCAACUUUAAUUUUUAUAUAUUGAACCAAUUUCAGAUGAAAGGGUGAAUCAUUGUAGAAGCCACGAAGUAUUUUUUUUUUUUGUUGAAAAGUAAAAUAUCUUAACUACGUGGAUACAAAGUUCUAUUUUUUUUUUUUUUUUAUAUUUACUUGACAAAAAACCUCCACCCUUUGAGCUUUACACUUAACUAAAGUUUUUAUGCAACAUUUUCCUUAAGUUGAUAGUUGUUCUUGAAAAAAAACAAGAGAUCUAAUUUAAAAUUCUAAACUUAUAAAUUGAAUAAGAGGAAAAAUAUAACUUUAGAAUUUUUUAAUACGGAGUAUUAAUAUUGACUUAAAAUAGUUUCAUGCACCUAAACCAAGCUUAUUAUUCUAGAAUAAAGAAAAACGGUGUAGGAUAGACUUAAAAAAUCAAAAGUCUACGAAAUUUCUAAUUUCCAUACCCUUUAUUUGAAAAAAAAAAAAAGAUGUGAAAACCCAAAAAUACCCCGAGACAGCCACUUCUCUACUUGGAAAAAUAUCACCACCCAAAGGCCACGUAAACCCAAAAAAAUGGGCAAAUUAAAUACUAGAUGACGUCAUCCAAGACUUAGCUUACGUAAUCCUGACCCAAAAACUUUCUUCCCGGGCUAUUCCUUAAUUUUCUACAUACACAUAAUGACUAUAUAUAUGUACAUCACUUCAUGUACUUUGCUAACCAAAAUAUUCUUAUUUCGCAAUUCACACUAGUAAACCAACACUACUUCAUCGUCUCUUCAUUUUCUCUCUCUAAAAAUAAGAAUGGAAGGUAGCACUAGCGAUAUUGUAAUGUCAUCACCCGUUGGAGGGGGAGCAUCACCGUGCUCCCCCCAGUCUCCGAACUCUCCUCCUUCUUAUGGCCACGGUCACCAGACAAGUUCUGGUAGUCCGCCGGUUGUAAUGAGCCCGUGUGCAGCUUGUAAGAUCCUUCGACGUCGUUGUGCUGACAAAUGUGUGUUGGCUCCUUACUUUCCUCCUACAGAUCCCCUCAAAUUUACUAUUGCUCAUAAGGUCUUUGGUGCCAGCAAUAUAAUCAAGUUACUCCAGGAUCUUCCAGAAUCUCAACGAGCAGAUGCAGUAAGCAGUAUGGUUUACGAGGCGAAUGCUCGGCUUCGUGAUCCGGUCUACGGAUGUGCCGGAGCAAUAUGCCAGAUUCAGAAACAAGUUAGUGAGUUACAAGCAGAAUUAGCAAAGGCUAAGGCAGAAGUUGUGAACAUGCAAUGCCAACAAGCUAAUUUACUAGCCUUUAUUUGCAUGGAAAUGACACACUCCCAAGAUGUUGUCAUGCCUAACACUACGUCCUCGUCGUCGCCACCACAAGACCCGUACGAGACAAGCCCUAAUAAUAACAGUUUCUUGAAUUUCUACGAUGAUAACAACACCUUAAGCUCAGUUUGGGAGCCUCUUUGGACUUAGAAGAAAAAAUGAUAUGAACUUGAUAUUAGACAAUUUUUUUCAACAAAAUAAACCUAAAAUCCUUACUUAGGAAAGACAUUAAAUGGGACAAAAAAAGUUGUUUCAUUAAGUCAUAGUUUUAUUAGAAGAAGAGAGACUUUGAAAUUGGAAAAAAAAAAAAAAAAAAAAAAAGAGGAAAAAUGACGGUAAUGCUGUCCUUUCAAUGAUCGCACUUGUUAGCUAGUUAGCUACGAUAACUAGUAUACUAAUUCUUGUAUCAAACUUAUCUCUUAUUUGGUAACCUAA
Messenger RNA from Chenopodium quinoa (quinoa), 1796 nucleotides. RefSeq names its product LOB domain-containing protein 1-like. The record is from RefSeq and is a predicted model, not a curated record. Bases 858 to 1511 code for a protein of 217 amino acids. NCBI's taxonomy places the organism in Eukaryota, Viridiplantae, Streptophyta, Magnoliopsida, Caryophyllales, Amaranthaceae. The transcript has 2 exons.